UGUGAUGUGUUUGUGUAUCCUCAGUGUUUUUCUCUCUUGCGUGUUUCAUUGAGUGUAAACGAAGUAUUGUCUCUGUGUAUUUUAGUGUAAAGACGAUGCAGGACACUACAGUGUGUGACAGUAAACAGAGCUUACAGGAGGAUCAAACCUCCACAGAGUCUCUGGAUUCUGUCUGUAACGCUGGAGAACAGCAGCAGAUCCUGCAGACCAAACUGAAGAUGUGUUCAGUUAAACUCAUCGACUGCACGAACCUCAUGAUGAAGAUUAAAACUGAACCAACAGAAAUAAAAACUGAACCAACAGAAGAGGAAGAUCGCACUGAGGAAGAUGAUGAUUUUAUUCCAUCAGAUGUGAAGACUGAUUCAUGUCUGGAUAUAGAAUUAACGUCCUCAACAUCAAAAGAGCGACUGACAGCACAAACUCUUUCCUGCAUCACCUGUGGAAAGACAUUCAGCUCACAGAGACUUUUAGAGAGACAUGAGAGAAAACACACAGAAGAGAAACUCUUCACCAGGUCUGAGAUCAGCUUUACUACCUUACAAGAGAAGAAACUUCAUUCAGAAGACCACAGAGAGAAGAAGAAGAAGAAGAAGCAGUUUCACUGUGAGCAGUGUGGGAGGAUUUGUGUCUCUUCAUCUAAACUAAAUGUUCACAUGAGGACACACAGUGGUGAAAAGCCUUUCUACUGCACUGAAUGUGGAUAUUACUUCAGAACCAAAGAAAAUCUUAAAAUUCAUCAGAGAGUUCACACUGGAGAAAAACCUUUCAAGUGUCCUCACUGUGAGAAGAGAUUUGGCUGUAAUUCUAAACUGAAGACACAUGUGCUUUUACACACCAAUGAGAGACCGUAUCAGUGCAGUGAAUGUGACAAAACCUUUAGGGAUUCAGGUUCAUUAAAAUCACACCAGAAUACUCACAUUAAAGAGAAACUCUAUCAGUGUUCACACUGUGAUAAACGUUACGGUUAUAAAUGUCAUCUGAUAACCCAUCAGAGACGUCAUACUGGAGAGAAACCUUACGUCUGCGCUCACUGUGGAAAGAGCGUCUCUAGUUCAUCUCAAUUAAUAGUUCAUCAGAGAGUUCAUACUGGAGAGAAACCUUAUCACUGUAGUCUCUGUGGGAAGAGUUUUAGUCUAAAGGCUACCUUACUAAGUCACAAGAGAAUUCAUACAGGUGAAAAACCUUUCAAAUGUUCUCAUUGUGACAAGACGUUUACUUGUUUAAGUAACUUAAAAUAUCAUCAGAGAGUUCAUACUGGAGAGAAACCUUAUCACUGUAGUGUCUGUGGGAAGAGUUUUAGUGUAAAUGCUACAUUACUAAAGCACAAGAGAAUUCAUACAGGUGAAAAACCUUUCAAAUGCUCUCAGUGUGACAAGAUGUUUGCUUAUUCAUGUUCCUUAAAAUCCCAUCAGAGAGUUCAUACUGGAGAGAAACCUCAUUACUGUAGUGUCUGUGGGAAGAGUUUUAGUCAUCUCUCAAACUUACUAAGGCACCAGAGACUUCACACAGGUGAAAAACCUUUAAAAUGCUCUUAGUGUGACAAGACGUUUGCUCAGUGAGGUUACUUACAAACCCAUCAGAGAGUUCAUGCUGGUGAGAAACCUUAAAGCCGAAGGUAUACUAGGGACACAUCCAUGACGUCAUUUUCGCAACAGCGCAUGCGUGAGAAAAUACUGAGACUGGACACCCCACUACAAACAAUUACACAAAGGCAAUAAACAGCAUUUGCACACACACUAUUGUUUUUGUACUUUUAUUUUCACUUAUUUCAAGAACAGAAAGCUGUGGAGCAUUUUCGUCACCCUAAUGUUUGAUUCCUGGUCAUUGUUUUCUUCAUGUUUCUUCUAAACUUUGUUUGCCAUGGUGGAUCGUCUACUUUUCUUCACCUAUCCUAAAAAAAUUUAAUGCCGCUUUUCUGUUGCAUAGUACCUCACGGUUUAGUUUAGUUUGGGUCGGGUCAGCUUACUUUUGGGAGCUUUUCCACUGGGUGAAGUACGUAGUCCCCGAUACUUUUUUUAGUACCACCUCGGUUGGGGUUCCAAGCGACCAGAACUGAUACUAAACAUGACACAAAAACACUGUAGAUCACUGAUUGGUCUGAGAGAAUCGUCACUAUCAGCGUCAUUGCUAUUAUGUAAAAGAUUAGUUUUACCUUAGUGCUAGCUUGUGCUGUCUCGUGUGCCAUCUAUGCUCUGUGAUAAGUUGCCAAACUCCCUGUAGCGAUGAAAAAGGUUGAGAAUCAGGAACACAAUACCAGUGUUUUCCAGACUUGCAGUUUGUGGCGGCACAUUCGCGACGUGCAUGUAUGCUGAAUCAGAAUCAGAAUGGGGUGACUUGGAUGUGAGGGAUCCAGAGUGAUUUUAUGAGCCCUUUUCUUCACUCUGGAUGUAUACAGUUCUUGAAGGGUGGGCAGGGGAGCACCAAUAAUCCUUUCGGCAGUCCGAACAGUUCUCUGUAGUCUUCUGAUGUCUGAUUUUGUUGCUGAGCCAAACCAGACAGUUAUAGAAGUGCACAGUACAGACUCAAUGACGGCUGAGUAGAACUGUUUCAGCAGCUCCUGUGGCAGGUUAAACUUCCUCAGCUGGUGAAGAAAGUACAACCUUUGUUGGGCCUUUUUCACAAUGUAGUCAAUGUGAUCAGGUUCUGAGAGAUGGUGGUUCCCAGGAAUCUGAAUAAAUCUACUGCAAUCACAGUGCUGUUCAUGAUGGUGAGUGGGGGAAGUGCAGUGGGGUUUCUCCUAAAGUCCACAAUCAUCUCCACUGUUUUGAGCGUGUUCAGCUCCAGGUUGUUAAGACUUUACCAGACAGCCAGCUGCUCAACAUCUUGUCUGUAAGCAGACUCAUCACCGUCCUGGAUGAGGCCAAUGACUGUAGUGUCAUCUGCAAACUUCAGGAGCUUGACAGAGGAGCUUGACAGAGAGUUGCAGUUGUUGGUGUACAGGGAGAAGAGCAAAGGGUAGAGAACACAUCCCUGAGGGGCACCAGUGUUGGUGGUGCAGCUGUUUUACAUGAAUUUCCCCAGUCUUACUAACUGUUGCCUAUCUGUCAGAAAGCUGGUGAUCCACUGAGAGAUAGAGCUAGGAACAGAGAGCUGGGUCAGUUUGGUCUGGAGGGUUGUUGGGAUGAUGGUGUUGAAAGCCGAACUAAAGUCCACAAACAGGAUCCUCACGUAAGUCCCUGUUUUGUCACACAACUCCAGGGAUCUGUUGAAGAUCUGUGAAAAGAUGGGGGCCAGCUGGUCAGCGCAGAGAUCCAGACAGGCUGGUGUAACGCCAUCUGGGCCUGGUGCUUUUCUUCUUGAGGACCUGGCGCACAUCAUCUUCACAGAUUUGAAGAGCAGGAGGUGUGGAGAGAGAUAUUGCAGGAGGUGUUAAUGGUUGUUUAGGGAGGUGGUCAGAAUGGGUGUUGGGGGUUUCAAAUCUACAAUAAAACUCAUUCAGGUCGUUAGCAAGUCAUUGAUUAGCCUCAGUGCAAGGGGAUGGUGUCUUGUAGUUUGUGAUGGCCCUCAGUCCUCUCCACACUGAAGUUGAGUCGUUGGAAGUUAACUGGUUUUCCAACUUUUUAGCGUAGGUCUUUUUAGCCGCACUGUUCUCUUUGUUCAGUGUGUACCUGGCCUGAUUGUACAAUGCCCUGUCCCCAUUUCUGUAGGCAUCCUCUUUGGCCUGACGAAGAUGUCUGAGUUUUACUGUAAACCAUGGCUUAUCAUUGUUGAAUAUUAAAUAAGUCCUGGUAGGAAUGCAUACAUCCUCACAGAAACUAAUAUAUGAUGUUACGGUCUCUGUGAGUUCGUCCAGAUCGGUGGUAGCAGCUUCAAAAACACUCCAAUCAGUGAUGUCAAAACAAGAUUGUAAAUCCUGCUCUGUUUCGCUGGUCCAUCUCCUCACAGUCCUUACUACAGGUUUAGCAGAUUUAAGUUUCUGCUUGUAGGACGGUAUAAGAUGAACCAGACAGUGAUCAGAAUGUCCCAAAGCUGCUCGUGGAACAGAGUGAUAUGCAUCCUUUAUUGUUGUGUAACAGUGAUCCAAUAUAUUACUGUCUCUGGUGGGACAUGUAACAUGCUGUCUGUAUUUUGGCAGUUCACGGGAGAGAUUGGCUUUAUUAAAGUCCCCAAGAAUGAUUAAAACAGAGUCCAGGUGUUGUUGUUCUGUCUCUGUGAUCUGAUCAGCGAGUUUCUGUAAAGCCAGGCUUACCUGCGCUUUUGGAGGAAUGUAAACACUAACCAGAAUGAACAAGUUAAACUCCCACGGCGAAUAGAAAGGCUUGCAGUUGACAAACUGCACUUCUAGAUCAGGACAGCACAUCUUCUUUAACACCGUUGCAUCUCUACACCAUCGUUCAUUGAUGUAAAAGCAUGUCCCGCCACCGCGCGAUUUCCCCGUUGAUUCGUGAUCUGCUAUGAACAGCUGAAAGCCCGGCAGAUGGAGCGCGCUGUCCGGUAUGGCGUCAUUCAGCCAGGUUUCAGUGAAACACAGAGCAGCAGAGUGUGAGAAAUCCUUAUUUGUCCGAGAGAGCAAAAGGAGUUUGUCUGUUUUGUUGGGUAGAGAAUGGAGAUUUGCCAGAUGGAUGCUAGGCAACGGCGUUUGAAAUGCGCACUUCCUUAGUCUGACGAGCACUCCCACUCGCUUUACCCGUCUGCACGUCCUGUAGCGUUUCAUCAGGGCCGCCGCUCCUCCGAUUACAACGUUCAGUAAAACGUCUGAAUAAUUUAUAUCCGUUAGAUCUUGUGGUGUGUUCUGCCGAAUGUUCAGCAGUUCAUCCCUGGUGAAACUGAUCGUGUUUGUUAAACAAAAAAAAUGAAAAACUAACAAAAACAGGUCAAACACUGGAGACCCAAGCACUGAAGCAGCCAUGCACGGCGCCAUCUUCAGACAUCAACUUAUGAGUUUUACCGGAGCGCGUUAACUGAUGCUACAGGUGAUUGUACAGAAACAUUAAUGUGAGACAGAAGUAGUGUUAAACACGAUGUGCAAACAUCUAUUUUGGUGAUCAAUUUUAGUUUUGUGGCAGACUGAGACAUAACUGAUGUAUGGAAAUGUCCAACAACGCUCUCACUUGUAUGAUGUCACAGCAGUAGGCAGCGCAAACAUAACAACACCCCUAUAAUCCCUCCCACUCUGAAGUAAUACUAACUCGAUGGAAAAGCUAACCAAGCCAAAGUGAAGUGAGCUGACCCGACCUGACUCGCAAAUCUGACGGCCUGGUAGAGUAAUAAUUUGAAUGAGAAAUCAUUUGUAUUGUGUACAUGCCGAACACAGGUGUUUUAUUAUAUAAUUUAUUGGUGGUCUCUCUACCAUGCAUGAAAGCACAUUGUAUCCUGUGCAUUAGACGUGCCAAUGUCUCGUCACAUUUCAUUAUUUCUAUUUUUGCCAUAGAAACAAAGUCAAUACUUUAUAUUUACGCCUACCCUUGACUAGACCUAAGUUAGAGUCUCAGACGUGCGCUACAGCUAGAUGGUGCAACAGGUGUAAAUUCUACGUCUAACAUAAAGCGCAUUUUAUAUCCAGAGUAGUCUUACGACCGGGUUUACACCCAGCUUGAUAGUAAAAUAAGAACAAAUAAUCAAAUGAUGAGCAAUAUCGCAUAUGAAUUCAACAGAACAAACACACAAAUAAAAUAAAACUGUGCUGUUCAGGUUUUUCAGAUUAAUCUAACAGUUCUGUAUUUUGGAGGUAAAGUGCCAAGCUGGUAAAGGUUGUAUGUGUGUAUGUGUCUGGGAGCAAACAUACUGAUCAUAACUAUAUACAAUAGUGUUAAUUCAUGUUGUUUUUCAUAGUUUAUUUACACAUUUAUCUUUUUUUAUCUUUUAAAAGCUAUUUUGUUUUGUGUCAAACUUGUUUAUUUUAUGUCAUUGGACCACAAUGUCAUUAAUUGUUUAUUUAAGAAAGGAACUGUUCAGAUUAUUCAGUAAAUUCUUUGUUCAUUUUUACAAUGACUAUGUUUCCUGACUUCUGCUAUAGGCCUAUUCGCUGGGCUGGUAAAUUAAAGUUUACAUAAUAAUUCGA
Paramisgurnus dabryanus is the source of this 6001-nucleotide messenger RNA. Lineage: Eukaryota; Metazoa; Chordata; Actinopteri; Cypriniformes; Cobitidae. The record is from RefSeq and is a predicted model, not a curated record.